CAUUUUCAAUUUUUUUGUAUUGUAGCUUAUUUUUAUAAUGAAGUGAAAUAUGUAUGUAAAUGGGAUAAUGUUUCUUCACGAUGCUUACAUCUUUUAUUAUAUCAUCUAAAUGCAGCCGAGCAAUUUAAUGAGUUAUCAUCUCUUUUAUGUACCAUUGAAUUUCUAAAAACUGCUAUUAAAGCUGGCAUUAGUUUAGAAAUUCUUGAUUAUUAUGAAAUGCUAAAAAGCAACAAGUUAACAAAAAACGUUUAUUUGGAAAAACUUGAAGAUUUUCAUUCUUUUUAUUCACAAAAUUUACAUAUUUUACAAAGGUAUCCUGGUUUAAUAUAUCAGCAAGCACUGAAUGAACAAAUAACUUCAUCAGUAUUUAAAGAAGCUGCUGGAUACACUCAUUCUAAUGUGAUAAGAUGGCUAACAAAACCUAAAAUACCAACAGCAUGUUAUUUAACAUUAUCAAACUUAAAACAGGCUGUGAUAUCCAUUGCUGUUUCAAAAGAUGGAAGAAAAGCAGCAUUUGGUAAAAAUGAUGGCAUAGUUCAACUUGUUAAUUCUUUGUCAGGAAAGGUAAUUAUGAUUAUAUCACUUUUAAAAAUUUUUUUAAAUUCUAUUUCUGUUAUUAUACAGCUUCAUCCAUGUGUU
Messenger RNA from Centruroides sculpturatus (bark scorpion), 639 nucleotides. Its product is annotated as telomerase protein component 1-like. NCBI's taxonomy places the organism in Eukaryota, Metazoa, Arthropoda, Arachnida, Scorpiones, Buthidae. The record is from RefSeq and is a predicted model, not a curated record. The transcript has 3 exons. Gene Ontology annotation, cellular component: telomerase holoenzyme complex. Gene Ontology annotation, molecular function: protein binding; telomerase activity; telomerase RNA binding. The annotation marks the transcript as partial. Gene Ontology annotation, biological process: telomere maintenance via recombination.